GCCAACUCAGCUAGUCGUUAAAUAGAAGUAGAGGAUACCCAGGCCCCACAACUCAAUCAUGAAGCUUGUCAUUGUUGGCGAUGGUGCAUGUGGAAAGACUUGCUUAUUGAUCGUCUUUUCUAAAGGCAUCUUUCCUGAGGUUCAUGUGCCUACAGUGUUUGAGAACUACGUCGCUGAUGUCGAAGUCGAUGGCAAACAUGUUGAAUUGGCUCUCUGGGAUACCGCUGGUCAAGAGGACUACGAUCGCAUCCGGCCUCUUAGCUAUCCAGAUUCGCACGUUAUUUUAAUCUGUUUUGCAAUCGACAGUCCCGAUUCGCUGGACAACGUUCAGGAGAAGUGGAUAUUCGAGGUCAUGCAUUUCUGUGCCGGACUGCCUAUCAUCCUGGUUGGGUGUAAGAAGGAUCUCAGACGUGAUCCAUAUGAGUUGCAGAAGACCUCUCAGCGCCCGGUCACACCCGAGGAGGGAAUGGCUGUGAUGCAGAAAAUUGGCGCUCGUCACUACCUAGAAUGCAGCGCUAAGACUGGUGACGGUGUUCGUGAAGUUUUCCAAAAUGCGACUCGUGCUGCCCUUCUCUCGAAAAGGGUCAAACCAAAGUCCCAGUGCAUCAUUGUCUAGACAUUAUCCACCCAUAUGCAGUUCGCCGGGGCACUGAAAGUUUCCUUCUUACCGCCCACUCAUCUUGUAGGCAGGCUUUUGGUAGCGUAUUAUCAUUUCUUGUGUAUCAUAUUUCUUUU
This is a messenger RNA of Cantharellus anzutake, 735 nucleotides long. Its product is annotated as small GTPase superfamily. The record is from RefSeq and is a predicted model, not a curated record. Gene Ontology annotation, biological process: small GTPase-mediated signal transduction. The transcript has 4 exons. The annotation marks the transcript as partial. NCBI's taxonomy places the organism in Eukaryota, Fungi, Basidiomycota, Agaricomycetes, Cantharellales, Hydnaceae. Gene Ontology annotation, molecular function: GTPase activity; GTP binding.